AAAUUUAUAAUCCGACCAAUCAAUUUCAGCGGAAAGCACAAAAUGAACAAAGAACAAAUAGCAGAGAAUACAACGCCGCAGAUCGCAGCGACGAAAGGAGAAGACAUAAUAGGAACAGAUAAGAGACUAAGAACUCACGAACAGAGAACAAAAGGCCGUAGCUCAGUAACAGUCGCCGACGAACGGAGAGGCGAUGGCCAGAGGGCAGAGGACCUGUUCGUCAGUUGGGGUUCAGGCGCGCGCGAGCACGGACGAAGAUUCACCAUGAUAACGAUUGACGAUCAUCAAUUGAUUCUUCUUCCACACGGGUUCAACCCAUUGCUUUGCUUCCUCACAGGUUCAACUGUCACCAGAAAUGAUGGGUGGCAGAGCAGUUUUUUUUUUUUUUAAUUUUUUAUGUUUUAGUUUGAACUUUUAAUACAAUUUAAUGAAGAUUAAUU
This is a messenger RNA of Diospyros lotus (date-plum), 440 nucleotides long. RefSeq lists its product as uncharacterized. The record is from RefSeq and is a predicted model, not a curated record. Bases 43 to 390 code for a protein of 115 amino acids. The transcript has 3 exons. NCBI's taxonomy places the organism in Eukaryota, Viridiplantae, Streptophyta, Magnoliopsida, Ericales, Ebenaceae.